Messenger RNA from Neoarius graeffei (lesser salmon catfish), 1391 nucleotides. RefSeq names its product gap junction beta-4 protein-like. Bases 41 to 859 code for a protein of 272 amino acids. The record is from RefSeq and is a predicted model, not a curated record. Lineage: Eukaryota; Metazoa; Chordata; Actinopteri; Siluriformes; Ariidae. The transcript has a single exon. Gene Ontology annotation, cellular component: connexin complex. Gene Ontology annotation, biological process: cell communication.
GAGCCAACCACAUAAUCAGCUCGUGUCCUCUGGCGUGAAAAUGAACUGGGCUUUUCUUCAGGGGCUCGUGAGUGGCGUCAAUAAGUACUCGACGGCUUUUGGUCGCAUAUGGCUGUCUGUGGUGUUCAUCUUCCGUCUGCUGGUGCUGCUGGUGGCUGCUGAGAAGGUGUGGGGUGACGAGCAAAGGGAGUUCGACUGCAACACCAGAGAGCCAGGCUGCCACAAUGUCUGUUAUGACCAUUUCUUUCCCAUAUCUCCGUCUCGUCUGUGGGCACUCCAGCUCAUCUUUGUCACAUGCCCUUCUCUCCUGGUGGUCCUGCAUGUGGCAUACAGGGACGACCGUGAGCGUAAGCACCAGCUGAAGUAUGGUGAGGGUUGUGCUCAUCUCUACAAAGACACCAGGAAGAAGCAAGGGGGGCUGUGGUGGACAUAUCUCUUAAGCCUCAUGUUCAAGCUUGCAGUGGACGCCAUGUUCAUCUUUCUUGUGUUCUACAUCUACGAGGCCACCUUCUUUCCUAUGCUGGUGAGAUGUAAAGAGGCUCCCUGUCCUCAAGUGACUGACUGCUUCAUCAGUCGUUCUACAGAGAAGCGCAUAUUCACCAUCUUCCUAGUGGUGGUCAGCUUGUUCGGUAUCCUGCUGACCUUUUGUGAGAUACUGUACCUCAUUUGUAAGCGCUGCCGUGAAUGUGCCGUCUCACACAAACUCAACAAACAUGAGAGACGUAUUGCAACAAUCUCUUCUCAGCCUAGCAAAGACGACCAGGGCAAAAUGGCGGAGACAAAACUGUUUGACGAAGCUAACAGUCAUCCUCCAAACAAGGACAUUAGUGCUCCUCCGUACAGCUUAGCCAUCUCAUGAACGAUCAACAGAGAUGAGCAAAAAUGUGGUUUAUUGAAUAUUAUAUUCAUAAUAUAUUCAUCAAUGUAAUCAAUUGCAAUUUAUAUAAAGUGAUUUGUCAUAGAGGACGAGUAUGAGUGUGUAUUUCUUUCCCGUUUCUUAAGAUUGCUUUACUUUUUUUAGGUUCUUGUUGUUAAGUUGUUUUAUAAAAAAAUAUGAUUCAAUGACUUGGUGCUGAAUUUGCACCUGAUGUCUUUUAUUAUGCUAUUUAUGGAACCACUGUAAUACAACUGAGCUCAAGGUACUGUUCGUGUGAAGUUCCACAUGUUCUUAUUGUGUCCUCUGGGUUCUCCAGUUUUCUCCCACUGUGCAAAAACAUGCCAGUAGAUGAAUUGACUUUGAUAAGAUCACUCCUAGUGUACAUGAUGACCUGUAAUGGACUGGUGUCUCAUCCGGGGUGCAGUUUCCUGCUUCCUGGGUGUAUCCCUGACUAGGAUAAAGUAGUUACUGAAGAUAUAUGAAUGAAUGAAUGAAUGAAUGAAUUCAAUAAAAC